This is a messenger RNA of Chelonoidis abingdonii (Abingdon island giant tortoise), 2933 nucleotides long. Lineage: Eukaryota; Metazoa; Chordata; Testudines; Testudinidae. The record is from RefSeq and is a predicted model, not a curated record.
AUGGUGACCUCUUUUCAGGAGUAUGUGUUUUCCAGAUGCAAGACUGCAGGGCUGAACAACAGUUUAUUGACUGCACCAGCAUCUGCUCAGCUGUUUUCAAUAAGGUCCUCUGGAAAUCCAGAAGAAGAUGAGGAGGAAAGCCUCACUGGAGGGAGAGAGUUCAGCUGCCAGGCUCUGAGGAGAGCAAGGAACUGCUGCUGCCAGUUAAACCAGCCAUGCUCUCCAGAGAGCCUGCCCGGACAGUUACUCCUCCAUCUUCCAAAAACCAGUUACUGCCAAGGUGAGAUACCUGAGCCCAAUGAAAAAAUGGCAUCCCCGGCAGAACCAGCCUCACCAGUAAAAAGCACUGAGGAUGAAGGAACUGAUUCUGUUUCUGAACUGAAUAGCUCACCCGUGAACAAUCUGGAGGCAAAGAGCACCGAAAGUGCUCUCAAAAGAGUGUUAAGCUUCAGGAGAAGUAAACGAAGUCCAGCCAAAGACAAAGAUGAAAAUAAGAAGAUACCUGAGCCAAGUGAAAAAAAAGCAUCUCCAGCAGAACCAGCCUCCCCAGUGAAAAGCACUGAGGAUGAAGGAACUGAUUCUGUUUCUGAACUGAAUAGCUCACCCUUGAACAAUCUGGAGGCAAAGAGCCCUGAAAGUGCUCUCAAAAGAGUGUUAAGCUUCAGGAGAAGUAAACGAAGUCCAGCCAAAGACAAAGCAAGUGAAGACUCUGGCACCCUGAGAAGAAACAAAGGUUUUUUACCAAAAGCCUUCCAAAUAAAAGAAGAGGACAGCAGUGCUAAAAACAACAUGACUGACACCAGUGUGAACAAGAGUGGGGAGAAUACAGGGGUAGAGUCCAUUCAACAACAACCUCUCUCAGUCAUGGAAAUAAAUGAACUUAUUCAGAAAAAGCAACUUUUGGGGGCAUAUGCAAGCAUCAGGUGUUUGGAGAAAGAAGUUAUAUCUGAAAAAGAGGCCAAGAAAUAUGAAGACAAUCCUAUAGAAUAUGCCCGGAAAGCCAAGGAUGUGGAUAUGCUUUGUAACUCUGUCGCUAACUCAAUCAAAUCCAUUGUGGAGGAAACACUUGAUCAGCUCGAUAUAGAUGAAAGUUUGUUGACUUCUAUGGUGACCGUAAUCUCCAAGGAAGAAGCAGCUCAUGCUGAUGUACAGAGCCCCGGCUCUUCAGAAUCGGACUGGGUUGGCAGACCCAGAAAAUGGCGAGAGGUGUGGAAGGAAGCUGUCAGAGGGAGUGCUGAAAAGAGAGUCCGUAAGGUGCCUAUUUCAUUGAAGGAGGACAACGAUUCUUGGCUCGCUAUCCAUUUAGGGUUCCUCAGAAAACAUGUUAGUGAAGAUUUAUUGAAAAUCAAGCAGUCUGUACAAAAGUGUUACCCAGAUGACUAUAAAGUUUGUGGAAGAUACUUUGAGUCCUUUCACAGUGCCAUUUCUUCACACCUGCAAGAUCUCUUGCAGAGACCCUUGGAAUUCAAUGAACUUUACGCAUUACUUGAUUGGGUUGUUAACACAUACUAUAGCAAAACUCUCCUGGGACACCCUGAUCUCCAAGCAGAGGUAAAGACUGAGAAUCUCCCUUGGUUGUUACCAUCAGAAACUUGGGAUAAACUGAAAAAGGACUACAAGGAUUCUCUAGCGGAGAAAAUAAAGCACUAUUUGGAUAACAUUCUGAAGCUGGAGACCAGAGAAAAGUGGAAGGAGGAAAAGCAGCCAGAAACCUCACAAACCGAGUACUACUCAUCGCUGUCCUUGGAUAUUCAAACGUUCAUUGGACAGCAUAAGAACGAAUCUGGCAAAAUCUUGGAAAGUCUGGAAACUGCAACUCUUGAGAUCAGCGUAAGAGAACUGAGAGAAUUCAUACCAAGAUUCAGGAAGGCAUUUGUGGAGUGGUACAAAGAGAGAGAGGAUUUGUUGUUUGUGCCAUAUUUAGUAGCCUACGUUAACACCUUCCGUGACCUGUUGAAAGGCUUACAAACAACAUUUAACGCUGACACUAUGGAACUGGAAAAUGUCCUGACUGAUGUGACAAUGAGCUUCAGAAAGGAUGUUUUAGAUAAAUUAAAACAAAAAACGCAGCCACUCUUUAAGAAAAUUCUGACCAACGCGUGGAUGUUAAAUAGUGAAAUACUGGAUUCAAUAAUGUCAACAACUGUACAAUUUUGCCAACACCUAAAACAUUUAGAGCAGCCUGUUGACAAGGAUUUUCUAGGUGAUGCUCACAAGUAUGUGGUGAGAGAAUACAUCACACAGGCUAUCAAACCAAGAAAGAAAAUGAAGACAGCAAAGCGGGAGGAGGUUGGCAAAAAGAUGAAGGAAGAAGCCGCUGUCAUACGUAACAGCUUCAGAGAGCUGGGCUCUAAUAUUGAUUGGCUUAAUUCUGCUAUUCAUUACAUCGCAAACAUAAUUUCUGAGAAGAACAGACACAAAAUCAAGGACUAUAUUGAGGAAAUAUGUCAGGCUUAUCCAGAUGUCAGAAAGGAACAUAUUGAAGCUGUUCUCACCUGUCGAGGAUUGGACCGGAACAAGAAAAAGUCCAUUAUUCAGAAAAUAGACAAACUCCAAGAAAAUGCAGAAAGCAUGGCUGAUAGAACACUCUUUGCCGAGAUUGACCCUCCAACUCUUGUCACAUGCUUUUAAAGACUAGCUAGACAACAGAAAUAAAAGCAUCCAAAAUUUUUUUUACAGUUCUUCUAUGUCAUGCUCCUAAACAUGACUCCUGCUCCUCCCUGCCCAUAACUCAAAACAUUGUAACAGAGGUACAGAAAUUGACUCUCAUUUCCAGAAGACAAGGACAAUGGAGGAGUCAAUAUAUUGCACAAAGAGGUCCCUAAGCAAGCCCUGAUAAAUACCUAGAGAAUAGUAUCACAGUGGUAGCUGUGUUAGUCUGGAUCUAUAAAAAGCAACAAAGAGUCCUGUGGCACCUCAAAGACUAACAGAUG